Molecule: messenger RNA, 996 nt
Organism: Miscanthus lutarioriparius
Lineage: Eukaryota; Viridiplantae; Streptophyta; Magnoliopsida; Poales; Poaceae
Source: the annotation of a GenBank genome assembly
AUGGACACCGUGACGCCCCUAACCGCCUCCCUGCUCCGCGUCCGCGGCCACCUCUUCCACCGCCGCCGCGGCCGCCUUCACGCCAAGCAGCACCCGCGUCCCCAGCGCCGCCUAACACGCACCGCGGGGCUACACUGUGCGCCGGAGCCGGACGGUGGCGGCGCCGAGGUCUCGGCCCCUCCCGCUUCUGCAGCCGUCGAGGAGCAAGCGCCGCAAGAGCGGCCGGAGGACUUCAUGCUCCUCGCUGCCAACCGCAGCGACUUCAACGAGAUCAUCAUGGUCAUCGACUCGCCCGCCGCGCGGUACCUCGUCCUCGACCACAACAGGAAUAUCCACAGCAUUCUCCCCAAGACAACUGUUUGGACCAACUCGUACUGGGAUGAGUUUGUGAGCCUGCCAGCUAUUGUUCCACGGGGUCCUGUUGCACUUCUAGGUUUGGGUGCUGGGACCGCAACACAUCUGAUGCUAAAGUUCUGGCCUUGGUUACAACUUAUUGGCUGGGAGAUCGAUCCUAUGAUAAUUGAAUUGUCAAGGGAUUAUUUUGGUAUGUCUGAUUUAGAGAAGGCCACAGAAUCAGGUGGUUCACUUUCGGUGCACAUUGGUGAUGCACUUUCUCCAUCAGCUACAGUUGAAGGAGGAUUUGCUGGAAUUGUUGUAGAUUUGUUUUGUGAUGGAAAGGUCAUACCUCAGCUACAAGAAGCUGAAACAUGGUUGCAAAUUGCAAAAAAGCUAAUGCCAGAUGGUCGAAUCAUGGUAAAUUGUGGUGGAGGAGACACUGAAGAAUCUCUUUCAUCGUCUUGGGUUCAAAAUCCUACAGUUAAAGCACUCUGUUCUGCAUUUCCUGGGCAGCUUUGCUGGAAGAGACUAUCGGAGAAAGAGAGUGUAAACUAUGUUGCCCUGACGGGACCUCUUCCAGACCUGGACGAGUGGUCUGCCUCGGUUCCUAGUGAGCUAAGCACGAAGGUGAAACAAUGGGUGCCAUGCGAUCUUGCGUGA